Molecule: messenger RNA, 845 nt
Organism: Dendroctonus ponderosae (mountain pine beetle)
Lineage: Eukaryota; Metazoa; Arthropoda; Insecta; Coleoptera; Curculionidae
Product: elongation factor 1-beta'
Exons: 2
Coding region: 144-803 (219 amino acids)
Biological process (GO): translational elongation
Cellular component (GO): eukaryotic translation elongation factor 1 complex; cytosol
Molecular function (GO): translation elongation factor activity; guanyl-nucleotide exchange factor activity
Source: RefSeq, a predicted model, not a curated record
UACUACUAAAAAUUUACAUAUCAUAGUGGCAACAUCCAAUGUGAUAUGUGAUGUGACAUUCCUUCAGAGAUUCUUUUCUCGUCACGAUUGAGCAGCCAGCUGCCGUUAUCUUUUCGUUACAAUUUCUCAAAUCAAUCCAAAAAAUGGCUUUUGGCAAUCUCAAAACCGAACAAGGAGUUAAUGCUCUGAACAGCUUCCUCGAGGAUAAAAGUUACGUCUCUGGGUACCAACCGUCCCAAGCCGAUGUCGAUGCUUUUAACCAGAUAGCCAAGGCACCAUCAUCAAGUCAAGCAAAUGCACUCCGUUGGUACAACCAUAUCAAAUCCUUCAGUGCGGAAGAGCUGAAAAGUUUUGGCGCUUCGCCUUUGUCGGCAGGCAAACCCACUACAGCUCCUGCUAAAGCUGCCCCUGCCGAUGACGAUGAUGAUGUGGAUCUAUUUGGGUCUGAUGAAGAGGAAGAUGCCGAAGCGGACAAGCUGCGUGAGGAAAGACUGAAGGCAUACGCAGAGAAGAAAUCGAAAAAGCCCGAACUCAUCGCCAAGUCCAGUGUCAUUCUUGAUGUUAAACCUUGGGAUGAUGAAACCAAUAUGAAAGAGCUUGAGAGCAACGUGAGAACUAUUGUAAUGGAUGGUCUUCUCUGGGGAGCUUCAAAGCUUGUACCAGUGGGUUACGGCAUUAACAAGCUGCAGAUCAUGUGUGUAGUCGAAGACGCCAAAGUCUCAAUUGAUGAACUAACUGAGAAAAUCCAGGAUUUCGAGGACUUUGUUCAAUCAGUUGACGUAGCUGCGUUCAAUAAGAUUUAAUUGUAUUUUGUUUUAAUGCAUUAAAUAGAAACAAUCAGCCUA